Pelecanus crispus (Dalmatian pelican) is the source of this 1449-nucleotide messenger RNA. The record is from RefSeq and is a predicted model, not a curated record. NCBI's taxonomy places the organism in Eukaryota, Metazoa, Chordata, Aves, Pelecaniformes, Pelecanidae.
AUAAUUUCAAAAUAUCCCUAUUUUGGUAAUCUUUUUGUCCUUAGGACUUUAUCUACCAGUGAUGAUGUUGAGGACCGAGAGACUGAGAAAGGCCGCCUGGAAGAAGCUUAUGAGAAAUGUGACCGGGAUUUGGAUGAACUCAUUGUCCAGCACUACACCGAGCUCACCACUGCGAUCCGCACAUACCAGAGCAUCACAGAGCGCAUCACGAACUCACGCAAUAAGAUCAAACAGGUGAAGGAGAAUCUGCUAUCAUGCAAGAUGCUGUUGCAUUGCAAGCGGGAUGAGUUGCGCAAGCUGUGGAUUGAAGGCAUUGAGCACAAACAUGUCCUGAAUUUGCUGGACGAGAUAGAGAACAUCAAGCAAGUGCCUCAGAAGCUGGAACAGUGCAUGGCCAGCAAGCACUACCUCAAGGCAACAGACAUGCUGGUGUCAGCGGUGGACUCCUUGGAAGGUCCCCUUCUUCAGGUGGAGGGAUUGAGUGAUCUGAGGCUGGAGCUCCACAGUAAGAAGAUGAACAUGCACUUAGUCCUGAUAGACGAAUUACACCGUCAUCUUUACAUCAAGUCAACUAACCGAGUAGGACAACGCAACAAGGAGAAAGGGAGAAUAAGCUCCCUUGUGAAAGAUGCUCCUGUACCUCUUAUGGAUGUUACUAACUUGUCUACGCCUCGAAAGUUCCUUGAAACUUCCCAGUUCAGUACUCCUGGAAGCUCCAGCAUGCGAGAAACCAGUCUUCUGGAAGUGAAAGAUGAUGUGGAACUGGAUCCAGAGGAGAACAGCACUGUCUUCAUGGGCAUACUCAUCAAAGGGCUGGCCAAGCUGAAAAAAAUCCCUGAAACAGUGAAAGCCAUCCAGGAUCGCUUAGAACAAGAGCUCAAGCAGAUUGUUAAGCGGUCCACAACGCAAGUGGCGGACAAUGGUUACCAGAGAGGGGAGAAUCUGUCCCAGGAGAAUCAGCCCAGGUUACUGCUGGAGCUGCUCGAGCUGCUCUUCGACAAAUUCAACGCUGUGGCUGCUGCGCACUCUGUGGUCCUUGGACACCUUCAGCAAACGGUGGCCUCUCCUUGCAGCCAGUAUGAUGGUGAUAUCAAGCUCUAUGACAUGGUUGAUGUGUGGGUGAAGAUCCAAGAUGUCUUGCAGGUAAGAAUCCUUCAGUAUCUGAGACUCAAAAGCAGCAGAGCUAUCAUCUGUCACAUGUCUGCUGUCUCAUUCUUGCUCGAUAGGAUGAUCACCCUGUCAGCUGUUUUGUCUCAGUGCAGUACCCGGCUGCUGGAGAAAAUACCGAAGACAUCUCCCUGUGUGCUCAGAAUCCUGUUCUUGAACUGUGUCGGUGUUGGCACCGGAGUGAGCGAGAGGGAAUGCAUCGUGAAGAAGGCAAGUGAUGGGUUUGUCUUGGCAACUGCAGCUUUCAUCAGCGUAAGCUGCUGUGUGGAGCAGUACCUCAAG